Messenger RNA from Neocloeon triangulifer, 1962 nucleotides. RefSeq names its product transmembrane protein 185A. The transcript is spliced from 6 exons. Lineage: Eukaryota; Metazoa; Arthropoda; Insecta; Ephemeroptera; Baetidae. The record is from RefSeq and is a predicted model, not a curated record. The coding region runs from base 167 to 1168 and encodes 333 amino acids.
AAUUCCAAGAUGGCGAUUGCAGCUGAUAAACAUCUGUGAGGGUUAGCUUUUACGACAGCUUCCGAUGCUGAUUUUUCACGAAUCAUGUCUUUUUGCCUAAGAAAUUCUCCCUCGUUAUAUUCACCAGUGAUUUUUUCGUCCUUCACAAAGCUGUAACAGCACAAAGAUGAACCUGCAAGCCAUUUUUCAAGACUUCAAUCCGAGCAAGUUUAUUGUUUACGGAUGCCUGCUCCUGUUUUCAAUAUUUUUCUCUCUGCGCCUUGACAACACCAUCGCAUGGAGUUACUGGACCAUCUUCAGCCCAAUCUGGUUUUGGAAGUUCAUAGCCAUCAGUGGUGCUCUUGUAGGCAGCUACGUUUGGUGGAGACACCCACAUUAUAGAUUGGAGGGUGAAGCCUACGUGCAUUACAAAGCCAUGCUGAUUAGUUUAGCACUCCACCUGAUACUGCUGAUGUUUGAGCUGUUGGCCUGCGACAAACUUGAGUCAGGGAGACACCUUUGGAUUCUGGUUUUUAUUCCUCUACUUUUUAUCUCAAUUGCGUCGAUUGCUGUGUGCGUGUGGGCUGUAAAACACGACAGGGCGUUCGAGCUCGAGCUGUUCUGUGCUGUGAACAUUCUGCAAUUUGUUUUCAUUGCGCUUAGACUUGACAACUUGGUCCUGUGGAGAUGGGAAGUUGUUUUUGUGCCCCAGUGGGUGUUGUUGUGCAUAGCGUUAGUUGGUGUCUUGUACGCCAUAAUUUUUGCUGCGAUCCUCCUCCGAGCUCCAGAAGCAAGCCACACACAGCGGAAAGCAGCCUUCCAUUCUGCACUAGGGUACACCUGUUUGGUCAUUCCGCUGCUUGUCUUCCAGGUGGUUUUAGCAAAUAAGCUAGAUGGAGAAAUAGAUGCUAGCUAUGUAACUGUGGCGUCGCCCCUCUUUGUUUCCUUUUCAACCCUGAUGUUGAUGUCUUUCGGUGCUAAAGGAGCCAACAAAUGGUGGUUUGGAAUAAGAAAAGACUUUUGCCAGUUUCUGCUUGGCGUGUGCCCAGUUCUCCAAGAAUAUGGCAACAUAGCGUACAGUUCUCGAUCGUCGCCCAUCAAGGAUGGACCGCUGGACCGAUUGGGCCUCUCCAGAAGAUCUGAAUUAAAACUGGUGAUGCCUGUGAUUUCAAUUGAAACUCCAGAUUGAUCUUUUUGAGCAAGGAUGACGAACCUAAUAUCAAUUAUACUACAAUGGAAAGUUCGAGAAAAGACUGCCGAGGAUAAUUUAUUUGCCUUUCCACGAAUAGGCCAUUGUUUCAUUAAAAGUGCUUUAUGUAAUUGUAAAUCUUUGUAAGCUUUAAAUGGCUACAUUGAUAUUAAGAUCAUUUGAAAGAGAAAUGUUAUGUCGCUCUAAAUUUUUAUGAAUCAAACUACAUUUUAGACGCAGUCGACAAAUAAUAUUUUCAUUCAGAUCACACUCUAGUUGUACAUGGAUUCUUUCAAAUGUUUUUACGUCUGCAUGUACUGGAUUGAUUUUGUUAAUUCAGCCAAUUUUACAGUAUUUUUGCAACAUGUUAAUAAGGGUAAGAAAAAUAUUUUCAGAGUCGAGCUAUUAAGCCAUUUAACUGUAAUAAUAUGUCAAACAUCACAGAUUUAAUGUCUUAGGUUUAUUAUAUUAAUGCAUUUUUCUAUUAAAAAAGUGAAACAAUUUUGUUCAUUGUGCUAAAACUUCAAUUUGCACAAGUUAAAGGCCCAUAAAAUGCGCAAUCAAUUUUUUUGCUUCGGCUUUUAUCUGAUUUUAAUUCAGGGGUGGCUGUUUUUGCUUUAGCACAAUAUAUUGUAUCUUAAUUUUCUUUUGCUUGAUAUUUUAGGAUCAUGACGUUGACUACUUAAAUCAAAAUUUACGCCUGUGGAUAGAAAAUUAAUUAAAAAUUCCAAAUAUGAUUUUAUUUUAUGUAUACCCUAAAAUAUUGGGUUACUCUUCAAUUAAAUCAUUUUAAA